Molecule: messenger RNA, 817 nt
Organism: Vigna radiata var. radiata (mung bean)
Lineage: Eukaryota; Viridiplantae; Streptophyta; Magnoliopsida; Fabales; Fabaceae
Product: probable copper-transporting ATPase HMA5
Exons: 3
Coding region: 342-776 (144 amino acids)
Source: RefSeq, a predicted model, not a curated record
GAUUUGCAAAGAUUGUUACUUUUAUGCAUUGUCUCAGCAUCUCGCAAAAACGAGAGGAUUUGCGAUGAUUCAAUCCGAAAAGACACAUCUACCCUCUGUAUUUCUCAAAAUUCCAACUGAAUAAAAAAGGCACAUCCAUUUUAACGUAAAUAAAAAAUCAGGUGUGGAGAUUAGGAGAGUAGGACCUCUGCAGAUCUAGGUAUGUUUCUCCCACACACAUUAGCCUUCUUUUUUGCAGGUGGAAGAGGUGUGGUUGUGCAGAGGGGAUGAUGAAGACGAAGGAGGAGGCCGAUGACGCCGGCGGAAGAAGAAGACGAAGCUUGAUGAUGAAGAUGCAGUGAAUGUGGUGCAGGUAUCCGGAUACACUGUUGCUGUAUCCGGAUACAGCCAUGGGAGGUUCCGGUAGCAGUCACCGGUUGGGGAGAGCUUCGUUGGUUGGGAAGUACCUUGAGGUUUUGGCCAAGGAGAAGACAUCCGAUGCAAUUGCUAAGCUCAUGAACUUGACACCUGACACUGCUAUAUUAUUGACGUUGGAUAGUGAAGGAAAUGUUGUUGGUGAGGAGGAAAUUGAUAGCAGGUUGAUUCAGAAGAAUGAUGUUAUUAAGAUCAUUCCCGGUGCAAAAGUGGCUUCCGAUGGAUUGGUCAUUUGGGGUCAGAGCCACGUGAAUGAGAGCAUGAUAACAGGUGAGGCACGUCNUGUGGCAAAGAGGAAAGGGGAUACUGUUAUUGGAGGAACUGUGAAUGAAAAUGGAGUGGCAUGCACGAGACAAUUAUAAAAAUUAAUUUCACUUAUUAUAAAUUAAUUUCCUUUCUUUAU